Molecule: messenger RNA, 903 nt
Organism: Microthlaspi erraticum
Lineage: Eukaryota; Viridiplantae; Streptophyta; Magnoliopsida; Brassicales; Brassicaceae
Source: the annotation of a GenBank genome assembly
AUGCUUAUGUAUGAAGAGGAAUUUGUGUCGAACUCACGAGGCAUGAAGUUGUUCACUUGUGUAUGGAAACCAGUUAAGCAAGAACCAAAGGCCUUGAUCUUCUUGUGCCAUGGCUAUGCUAUGGAGUCCAGCAUCACCAUGAACAGCACAGCGACGAGGCUGGCCAAGGCCGGUUUUGUGGUCUAUGGAAUGGACUAUGAAGGACACGGAAAAUCAGAGGGAUUAAGUGGUUACAUCAGUAACUUUGGUGAUCUUGUUGAUGAUGUCUCUAUUCAUUACUCUACAAUUUGUGAGAAAGAAGAGAAUAAAGAAAAUAUGAGGUUUCUACUUGGAGAAUCCAUGGGAGGAGCAGUUGUGUUGCUACUAGCUAGAAAGAAGCCUGGUUUUUGGGACGCAGAAGAGGUCAAGCCACAUCCAGUUGUUACCUCAAUUCUCACCAAGCUUACCUGGUUUAUUCCAACAUGGAAAAUAGUUCCAGGAAACGAUAUUAUUGAUAUUGCAAUUAAAGAGCCACACAUCAGAACUCAGGUUAGGGAGAACAAGUAUUGCUACAAAGGACGACCUCGCCUCAAUACCGCCUACGAACUCCUGAUGGUUAGCUUGGAUCUCGAGAAGAAUCUUCAACAGGUAUCGAUUCCCUUUAUCGUCCUUCAUGGAGAAGAUGAUAAAGUGACCGACAAAAGCAUAAGCAAAAUGCUAUACGAGUUGGCUUCAAGCUCGGACAAAACAUUCAAGUUGUAUCCUAACAUGUGGCAUGCUUUGUUGUAUGGAGAAACUCCUGAAAAUGUUGAAAUUGUCUUUGGUGAUAUCUUAAUCUGGUUGGAGAAUAGAGCUUUCGAUGCCAACGGAAGGUUAGAGAGUGAGCUAAAACAUAGGCAUGAUGGAUAUUUGAAGCCAAAAUAA